Molecule: messenger RNA, 231 nt
Organism: Exophiala spinifera
Lineage: Eukaryota; Fungi; Ascomycota; Eurotiomycetes; Chaetothyriales; Herpotrichiellaceae
Exons: 1
Coding region: 1-231 (76 amino acids)
Source: RefSeq, a predicted model, not a curated record
AUGGAAAUUCGAGCUCUGGAGGAGUACAAUCGGCAUUUGAAGGCGGAAAUGAGAAAAUAUUACCAACUACAAAGUGUAUCACAGAAGCUGCUGGAAGAGGUACGGACUUCCACAAAACGACUCAAAGAUGCCGUCCUCGAAUUCCGGCGAGCUCACAAAGACAUUGAGGAAAAUUUCCGCCAGGAAGAAGACCUCCACGAAGCGGAAUUCUUGAGAAGUCAUCAAUUUUGA